AUGUCUCUCAGAAGGUAUAUUUUAGCAAAAGUGACGUUUCUAAUAGGAAUCUCUGUCACAUGUGGAUACGUGGAUUUGUCCAGAAAGAAAGCAACGAGUCAGACUUUAACAUGGCCCUGCAAUCGUGACGACUGUAAAAACCAAUAUAUCGCAGGGAAUGCAGUGGAUAGAGAUGAAGGCACUUGUACUAGAAACAGUGUAAUAGGAGGAAGUGGUACAGCUGAAAAGAAAGUGAGAUGGAAGGUGGAUUUGGGUGCUAUUUACAGUAUAUACAGCAUAAAUAUACUGUUUAAGGACAUUUCUGGUUACAAGGCUCGACAAAGAGGCCGCUUUGCUGGAUUUUCACUGUACUUAUCAGAGUCUAUAAAAAGAGACAACGAAUCACGUUGCUACAAAGACGGACCAGAGUUACCUCCAUUGAAUUUUACGACAACUUGUACCGGAUACGGACGUUAUGUCAUCUUUUACAAUGAACGAUUUGAUAAUGCUACUUAUCCUGAAAGAUACGAAAUCCAGUCAUACACUGAGUUGUGCGAAGUGAUAGUAAAAGGGUGUAAUGAAACCUUUUAUGGGAUGAAUUGUGAAAGACAGUGUUCUAUCAACUGUGAAAAUCAAAGAUGUAAUAUCGUAAAUGGAACAUGCCUGAGAUGUAGGCCUGGGUGGACUGGAAAAUUAUGCAAAACUGAGUGUACAAAGGGAUGGUAUGGGCUUGGUUGUGAACAACAGUGCUCCAACCAUUGCAUAAAAAACGAAGUCUGUAAUCACGUGACCGGUCGUUGUGACAAUGGGUGUGCUGAUGGAUGGAUAGGAAAGAAUUGUGAAGAAUCAUGUAAAGAUGGAAACUAUGGUCCUGGCUGUGUAUAUAACUGCAGUGGUCACUGUCUCAAUGAUGUCCACUGUAACAAACAAACUGGAUACUGUGGCAUGGGAUGUAAACCUGGAUAUACAGGGAACAUAUGCGAUGCAGAUAGCAACCUAAAUAAUGAAGAAUUUAUUCAAAACUCAAAAGACAAAUAUGAUGCUAAUGCUGAUGAGACUGCCAAAAGAGGCCCCCCGACGAACAAAUGUAUACCAGUGAAUAAUUUACAGGCCAUCAUAUCUAAAAUGUCUGCAAACGAGGAUGCUGGCUUUCAAUAUGAAUAUCAGGAUAUCCCAAAAGGUGAACACCAUCCCUGUGAAGUAGCAAAUCGACCAGAAAAUAAAUCUAAAAAUAGAUACAAAACGACUUUUCCGUAUGACCAUUCCCGAGUUGUAUUGAACACCUCAUCUCCGAGUGAAGGGGAUUACAUUAAUGCUAAUUAUAUAGAAGAUGUUCAGGGAAAACGCUCCUACAUUGCCACGCAAGGUCCUAAGCCAAAGACGAUUGCUGAUUUCUGGAAAAUGAUUUGGCAGGAGGAUGUAUCCAUUAUAGUUUGUCUGACCAAUCUCAAAGAAGGGGCAAAGAACAAGUGCAACCAGUAUUGGCCAAACAUUAACGACAAAUUACAGAGUGGAGGUUUUAAUAUCAGAAACAUGGAAGAAAAGGUGUAUGCGAAUUAUACUAAAAGACGCUUUAAGGUCCACAAACACUUGGAGCAAAAGGAUAGAGAGGUGGUGAUGUUUCACUAUACAAGAUGGCCGGACCAUGGAGUCCCCGAUCCACUCAGUCUCGUCGUAUUCCAUCGUCACGUGAUGAGAAUGUCCUCUAAAUACCCAGGAAAAUACAUUGCUGUGCACUGCAGUGCUGGCAUCGGUAGAACAGGAACAUACAUAGCUUUAGACGCCCUCUAUUGGGAAGGGGAGAGAAAUGGUAAAGUAAAUGUACCGAUGUACGUCAGAACCAUGAGAAAGGACAGAAUGAACAUGAUACAAGGCGAUGAACAAUACAAGACUGUCUAUUUGGUACUUUACGAAUCGUUCGUUGGGAAAUCAAGAUGCAUGACAACAGAAGAAAUUUUACAAGGAUAUCAAGAUAAAUCUUGUUACGCCAAUUGUGGAGAGGUUUCAUCAAACCCUCUGUCUUCAGACUUUGAGGAGUUGCUAUCUCUUAGAAAAACUUAUACAGAUGUGGAGCAUGAAUCCGGAAGUACUAAUAUAGAAGCCAACUACACAAAGGAUAUCCUUCCUGUGGAAGAAUUCAUGUGCCGGUUAACAUAUACAAAAGGGAGAUCAACAUAUUACAACGCUGUUUUUCUCCAGUCUUACAAAGAACACGAUAGCCUUAUCAGUGCCCAGUAUCCACUACGAGACUACACUGAAGACUUUCUAAGACUGGUGAAGGAUAUGAAUGUCAGUGUGGUUGUCUUCCUUUGUCCAUUACCUGAUUUGGAAUCCUCUUCUCUUUGGUUCCCAUCCAAAAACAUGGAGAAAACUGUUGGAAGUUUUACAAUAACGCUAACUUCUUGUGAAGAUUCGGCGAAUGUUUCCAAGACAAAUAUACUUAUUAAACCAAAGGGAUCCAGCUCAAUGAGGGUAACUGUGCUGGAAUGCCAAAAAUGGAAAGAGGGACAAUCUAUUGCAGAUAAAAGGGACUUAGUGGAUAUUGUCAAGGCGGCAAAGAGUGAAAACUUUGAUCAUGGGAACAGACUUCUCAUACUCUCCAGUGAUGGUGCCACACGUUGUGGAGCAUUCUGUGUGGUGUAUAACGCCCUCGAACAACUCUCAAUGGAUCAGGAAGUGGACAUCUUCACCAUCACAAGGCAACUUCAGAUCCGUAGACCAGAGUUUGUGUCUACCUUGGAGGAAUAUCAGCUUUGUCAUGAGGCUAUAGCAGAAUAUUUGAGAAACGAUAGUGUAUACGCAAAUUUCUAGUCUAAGGGAGAUUACCAUAACAGGUCAUUAUACAACGUUUACUAAAGACAAUAUAUACGUUUUUCCUUUAGUUUUGUUUCUUUUUUUAUUUAAUGUGUUUUUUAGUUAUAGUACUAUUAUUUAUUGUGAGUUCUGGGUGAAAGAGAGAUGAAGAAUGAGAAUCUUCAUUGAAUUUAGAUUUAUUUUCUACUGAAUUGCAACUCAAUUUUAUUUUCAUUUUUUUCCCGAUCUUAUGUUCGUUUUAUUUUGCCUUGAAAUCAAAUCUGCAUUUUUUCAAAUUAUAUUAUUAUCUUGAA
Molecule: messenger RNA, 3086 nt
Organism: Saccostrea echinata
Lineage: Eukaryota; Metazoa; Mollusca; Bivalvia; Ostreida; Ostreidae
Product: receptor-type tyrosine-protein phosphatase epsilon-like
Exons: 22
Coding region: 1-2790 (929 amino acids)
Biological process (GO): protein dephosphorylation
Molecular function (GO): protein tyrosine phosphatase activity
Source: RefSeq, a predicted model, not a curated record